Molecule: messenger RNA, 5993 nt
Organism: Tupaia belangeri chinensis (Chinese tree shrew)
Lineage: Eukaryota; Metazoa; Chordata; Mammalia; Scandentia; Tupaiidae
Gene: DOCK6
Product: dedicator of cytokinesis 6
Biological process (GO): small GTPase-mediated signal transduction; positive regulation of GTPase activity
Cellular component (GO): cytosol
Molecular function (GO): guanyl-nucleotide exchange factor activity
Source: RefSeq, a predicted model, not a curated record
GACGGUGGCCGCAGAGGUUCGGAAGCAGGUGUCCCGGGAACGCAGUGGUUCCCCCAGCUCCAGCAGGCGCUGUAGCAGCAAUCUGGGGGUCCCCCUGACUGAAGUCAUCGAGCCCCUGGACUUCGAGGAUGUGCUUCAGAGCCGCCCCCCAGACGCCGAGCCCGGGCCCCUCAGGGAUCUGGUCGAGUUCCCAGCAGACGAUUUGGAGCUGCUGCUACAGCCCCGGGAAUGCCGGACCACAGAGUCGGGGAUCCCCGAAGAUGGAAAAUUGGAUGCCCAGGUGCGGGCCGCGCUGGAGAUGUACACAGAAGACUGGGUGAUCGUCCACCGAAGGUACCAGCAUCUGAGCUCAGCCUACAGCCCCAUCACCACUGAGACCCUGCGAGAGCGGCAGAAAGGCCUCCCCCGCCAGGUGUUCGAGCAGGACACUGCUGGGGAUGAGAAGUCUGGCGCGGAGGACUCGGAUGACUCCCGGCGCUGCUCCGGCUCCCCAGAUGACACCCCUCGAAGCAGCGGUGCCUCCGGCAUCUUCGACCUAAGGAACUUGGCGGCUGACUCACUGUUGCCCUCAUUGCUGGAGCGGGCAGCCCCCGAGGACGUGGACCGUCGUAAUGAAGCCCUGCGUCGACAGCACCGGCCCCAAGCUCUGCUUACCCUCUACCCUGCGCCUGAUGAGGACGAAGCUGUGGAACGCUGCAGCCACCCGGAGCCGCCCCGCGAGCACUUCGGACAGCGGAUCCUGGUCAAGUGUCUGUCUCUCAAGUUCGAGAUAGAAAUUGAGCCCAUCUUUGGGAUCUUAGCCCUGUAUGAUGUUCGGGAAAAAAAGAAGAUCUCAGAGAACUUCUACUUCGACCUGAACUCGGACUCCAUGAAGGGGCUGCUUCGGGCGCACAGUACCCACCCCGCCAUCUCCACCCUGGCCCGCUCUGCUAUCUUCUCUGUGACCUACCCCACACCUGACAUCUUCCUGGUCAUCAAGCUGGAAAAGGUGUUACAACAAGGGGACAUCGGCGAGUGCUGCGAACCCUACAUGGUGAUGAAAGAGGUGGACGCGGCCAAGAACAAGGAGAAGCUGGAGAAGCUGCACUUGGCGGCCGAGCAGUUCUGCACGCGCCUGGGCCGCUACCGCAUGCCCUUCGCCUGGACCGCGGUGCAUUUGGCCAACAUCGUGAGCAGCGCGGGGCAGCCGGACCGGGUCUCCGACUCCGAAGGGCGGCAGCGCCGACCCGCCUGGACUGACCGCCGCCGUCGGGGGCCCCAGGACCGGGCGAGUAGCGGGGACGAUGUCUGCAGCUUCUCCGGCUUCCGCCCGGCCACGCUGACUGUGACCAACUUCUUUAAGCAGGAGGCUGAGCGACUCAGCGACGAGGACCUCUUCAAGUUCCUGGCUGACAUGCGGCGUCCAUCCUCCCUGCUACGACGCCUACGGCCUGUGACCGCCCAGCUCAAAAUUGAUAUUUCCCCGGCUCCCGAGAACCCCCACUUCUGCCUGUCUCCCGAUCUGCUUCAUGUCAAGCCGUACCCGGACCCCAGGGGCCGGCCCACCAAGGAGAUCCUGGAGUUUCCCGCGCGGGAGGUCUACGCCCCGCACACCAGCUACAGGUCCCCCGAGUUCUACGAGGAGUUCAAGCUGCGUCUUCCGGCCUGUGUGACCGAGAACCAUCACCUCCUCUUCACCUUCUACCACGUCAGCUGCCAGCCCCGGCCGGGCACAGCCCUGGAGACGCCUGUGGGCUUCACUUGGAUCCCCCUGCUGCAGCAUGGCCGCCUGAGGACCGGCCCCUUCUGCCUCCCCGUGUCCGUGGACCAACCCCCACCCAGCUACUCCGUGCUCACACCCGACGUGGCGCUGCCGGGCAUGCGCUGGGUGGACGGUCACAAGGGCGUAUUCAGCGUGGAGCUCACGGCUGUGUCAUCCGUGCACCCCCAGGACCCGCACCUGGACAAGUUCUUCACCCUGAUGUACGUCCUGGAGGAGGGGGCCUUCCCGUUCCGCCUCAAAGACGCCGUGCUGAGCGAGGGCACGGUGGAGCAGGAGCUGAGGGCCAGCCUGGCCGCCCUGCGCCUGGCCAGCGCCGAACCCCUCGUGGCCUUCUCCCACCACGUGCUAGACAAGCUCGUGCGUCUGGUAGUCCGGCCCCCGAUCAUCGGGGGUCAGAUGGUGAACCUCGGCCGCGGGGCCUUUGAAGCCAUGGCCCACGUGGUCAGUCUGGUGCACCGGAGCCUGGAGACCGCCCAGGAUGCCCGUGGUCACUGCCCGCUGCUGGCUGCGUAUAUCCACUAUGCCUUCCGACUGCCUGGGGCCGAGCCCAGCCUCCCGGGUGAGGCUGAUCCCAUCUCUGUCACCCUCAGGGGCCCCUCCAGUGACGGUGCAGGCGGCUCCGGCCGCCCCGCGAGCCUCUACCUGGCCCGCUCCAAGAGCAUCAGCAGCAGCAACCCUGACCUCGCCGUGGUCCCCGGCUCCGUGGACGAUGAGGUUUCCCGGAUCCUGGCCAGCAAGGGCAUCGAUCGCUCACACUCCUGGGUGAAUUCUGCUUACGCUCCGGGCGGCAGCAAGGCUGUGCUUCGGCGAGCGCCCCCCUCCUGUGGGGCUGACCCCAGACAGGCCACCGACCGUGCUUCUAGCCGAGCCUCCUCCUACGUCGAGGGUGCCGCCUCGGCCCCGCCGGCCACCCAGCCGAGACCCACUGUGCCGAAGCUGCUGCACGAGGAGCUGGCUCUGCAGUGGGUGGUCAGCGGCAGUGCGGUGCGCGAGGCCGUGGUCCAGCACGCCUGGUUCUUCUUCCAGCUCAUGGUGAAGAGCAUGGCCUUGCUCCUGCUUCUGGGCCAGCGGCUGGAAACGCCCCGCAAGCUGCGCUUCCCCGGGCGCUUUCUGGAUGACAUCUCAGCUUUGGUGGGCUCGGUGGGCCUGGAGGUCAUCACCCGCGUCCACAAGGACACAGAGCUGGCUGAACGCCUCAAUGCCAGCUUGGCCUUCUUCCUGAGCGACCUCCUGUCCCUGACGGAUCGUGGGUUCGUCUUCAGCCUGGUCAGGGCCCACUACAAGCAGGUGGCCACCCGCCUCCAGAGGGCCCCGAACCCAGCGGCGCUGCUGAGCCUGCGCGUGGAAUUCACCCGUAUCCUGUGCAGCCACGAGCACUACGUGACCCUCAACCUGCCCUGCUGCCCCCUGUCACCCCCAGCCUCGCCCUCCCCUUCCGUGUCCUCCACCACCUCCCAGAGCUCCACCUUCUCCAGCCAGGCCCCGGACCCCAAGGUGACCAGUAUGUUCGAGCUGAGCGGACCGUUCCGACAGCAGCACUUCCUGGCUGGGCUCCUGCUGACGGAGCUGGCGCUGGCCCUCGAACCUGAGGCCGAGGGGUAAGCACAGGUCCUGUCUGUCUGUGGGGCCCGUGGGAGGUCCAGGGGCCGUAUCUGCUGUGUCCUGAGUACCGCACGAGACACGCUGCCACGGCUCCAUGACUUUUCUGAGGGCCCAGGACCGCGGUCAAGGCUGGCCUCGAUGCUCGACUCGGACACAGAAGGCGAAGGAGACAUUGGAGGGACCAUCAACCCCUCUGUGGCCAUGGCCAUAGCUGGCGGUCCCCUGGCCCCCGGUUCCCGGGCCAGCAUCUCCCAGGGGCCACCCACGGGGAAAAAGGCCUUUGAGCGCAUCAACAGCCUCACCUUCAAGAAGUCACUGGACAUGAAGGCCCGCCUGGAGGAGGCUAUCUUGGGCACCAUUGGAGCGCGACAGGAGAUGGUGCGGCGGAGUCGAGAGAGAAGCCCGUUCGGGACCAAGGAUGAAAUGGACCACGAGGCUUUGGUGGAAGGGAACCUGGCCACCGAGGCUAGCCUGGUGGUUCUGGACACACUGGAGAUCAUCGUGCAGACGGUGAUGCUGUCCGAGGCCCGGGAGAGCGUCCUGGGCGCGGUACUGAAGGUGGUGCUGUACAGUCUAGGCAGCACCCAGAGCGCCCUCUUCCUGCAGCACGGCCUGGCCACCCAGCGGGCCCUGGUGUCCAAGUUCCCCGAGCUGCUGUUCGAGGAGGACACGGAGCUGUGUGCCGAUCUCUGCUUGAGGCUCCUGCGACACUGUGGCAGCCGCGUCAGUGCCAUCCGCACUCAUGCCAGCGCCUCGCUCUACCUGCUCAUGCGCCAGAACUUCGAGAUCGGCAACAACUUUGCCCGCGUGAAGAUGCAGGUGACCAUGUCACUCUCAUCCCUGGUGGGGACCACCCAGAACUUCAGCGAAGAGCACCUGCGACGGUCACUCAAGACCAUCCUCACCUAUGCCGAGGAGGACAUGGGGCUGCGAGACAGCACCUUUGCCGAGCAGGUCCAGGAUCUGAUGUUCAACUUGCACAUGAUCCUGACGGACACCGUGAAGAUGAAGGAGCACCAGAAGGACCCUGAGAUGCUCAUCGACCUCAUGUACAGAAUUGCCCGGGGCUACCAGGGCUCCCCAGACCUACGCCUGACGUGGCUGCAGAACAUGGCCGGGAAGCACGCCGAGCUGGGCAACCACGCCGAGGCCGCGCAGUGCAUGGUGCACGCGGCCGCCCUGGUGGCCGAGUACCUGGCCCUGCUGGAGGACAGCCGCCACUUGCCCGUGGGCUGCGUCUCCUUCCAGAACAUCUCGUCCAACGUGCUGGAGGAGUCGGCCAUCUCCGACGACAUCCUGUCGCCCGACGAGGAGGGCUUCUGCUCUGGGAAGCACUUCACGGAGCUGGGGCUGGUGGGGCUGCUGGAGCAGGCGGCCGCCUACUUCACCAUGGGCGGGCUGUAUGAGGCAGUGAACGAGGUCUAUAAGAACCUUAUCCCCAUCCUGGAAGCCCACCGUGACUACAAGAAGCUGGCGGCAGUGCACGGCAAACUGCAGGAAGCCUUCACCAAGAUCAUGCACCAGCCCCAGCGUGUAUUCGGGACGUAUUUCCGCGUGGGGUUCUACGGCGCCCGCUUCGGAGACCUGGACGAGCAGGAGUUCGUGUACAAGGAGCCGUCCAUCACCAAGCUGGCAGAGAUCUCGCACCGCCUGGAGGAGUUCUAUACGGAGCGGUUUGGGGACGACGUAGUGCAGAUCAUCAAAGACUCCAACCCCGUAGACAAGUCUAAGCUGGACCCGCAGAAGGCCUACAUCCAGAUCACCUACGUGGAGCCUCACUUCGACACCUACGAGCUCAAGGACCGCGUGACCUACUUCGACCGCAACUACGGGCUGCGCACCUUCCUGUUCUGCACGCCCUUCACGCCCGACGGCCGCGCGCACGGGGAGCUGCCGGAGCAGCACAAGCGCAAGACGCUGCUCAGCACCGACCACGCCUUCCCCUACAUCAAGACCCGCAUCCGCGUGUGCCACCGGGAGGAGACGGUGCUGACCCCGGUGGAGGUGGCCAUCGAGGACAUGCAGAAGAAGACCCGGGAGCUGGCCUUCGCCACCGAGCAGGACCCGUCCGACGCCAAGAUGCUGCAGAUGGUGCUGCAGGGCUCCGUGGGGCCCACCGUGAACCAGGGUCCCCUGGAGGUGGCACAGGUGUUCCUGGCAGAGAUCCCGGAAGACCCCAAACUCUUCCGGCACCACAACAAACUGCGGCUCAACCAGUGUGAGGAUGCACUGCGCAAGAACAAGGCCCUGAUUGGGCCAGACCAGAAGGAGUACCACCGGGAGCUGGAACGGAACUACUGCCGCCUACGGGAAGCCCUGCAGCCCCUGCUCAGCCAGCGCCUGCCCCAGCUGCAGGCCCCCGCCCUGGCCAGCCUCAGAAACUCCUUGAACAGAGCAAGUUUCCGGAAGACAGAUCUCUGAGCUCGUGGGACCCAGAGCCACACCCGAGGAAGCAGCACCCGGGGCCUGGCUGCCUGGGCCUUGCUGGGAGUCUCCGCUCCUCUGCCCGCGAGGCGGUGGGCUGACCGCACUGUGCUGGGGCCCUGCCCUCUCGCUCUGUCCACCUGCUCCCGUCUGCAUGCACUGACAUCUUAUACCUUUUUUUAAUUUAAAGUGGUUUUUAUAAGCA